GAGAGAGCGAGCGAGCAGAAAAACGCCGAGUCCCUACAGCUCAGAUCUCAAAUCUUCCUCUUCCUCCUCCUCCUCCUCCUCCUUCUCCUCCUCCACCUCCUCCAAACACACAACAACAACCACCACCACAAAUCCGCUGCGCUCCCAAAACACCCCCCCCGAUUGCAAACCACAGAACUGCCUGCAACACACACGCUCGCAGAGGGAGCGAGAAAGCUAACAGGGAGAGAAGGGAGAGGAGCCUGCAGCAAGCAGAUUCUUAGCAGAACGGCUACAUUGCACAAACUGCUUUUUUGGAGGAGCUCAGUGGAAGAAAACUCUGGGAUUUUAUUUUACAUCCACUUUGUUUUGUUUUCUUUGGCUUUUCCCUUUCCUCUUGAUCAAUUUGCAACAGCAACAAAAAAAAAAGUGACUUGGUAUUGGCGAUUCGGUCUCCUGUUCAUUGAGGAAAAAAAAGAAAAGUGUGUGUGUGUGUGUGAGACUGAGUGAUUUUUUAGGAGCAAAGGAAACCCACCCCGAUCCGGAGAGGUGUUUUGAUUAGUAUUAUAGUAUAUACACGCACACACGUAUUUAUAAUCGAUCUGGGGAGAGGCACCUAACUUUGCUAUGGACUUUUUUUUUUUUUCUACAUGGUGAUCAUUCUUACUCUAAUUUGCAAAUUGGACUAAACCAGAGUUUGGAAAAGAAUUUUUUUUUUGCUUUAGGGCUGGAUUUAUUUGCAAACCGCAGGAAGAAGAAAAUACAAGAGAGAGGGGUUUGGUGCAGCGCCGCGAUCACGGAUUUCAGAUGUGUUCUAAGCCUGGCGGGGUGACCAAGCUUCUGGGCACUGAUGGAGACUCAGCACGGCAGUGGGUCACAGCCCUUACUACAGGCUCGGCGUGACAGUGGGAGACCGCAUGGGGAGCCCGACCUGCGGGAUGUCCUGAUGCAGCAGGUUCAUGUCUUGUCGUUGGACCAGAUCAGAGCCAUCCGAAACACAAAUGAAUACACAGAGGGACCUACGGUGGCUCCACGGCCGGGGGUCAAGUCUUCUCCUCGGGUAACAACCCAACCCAAAAAUGAAAGGCCCCAUGGGUUGCCUGAGCAUCGUCAUUUCAGCCGGAUCCAGCACACACAAACGCACGCAUCUCCUCGAGCGCCUCUGUCCCGGUCCAUCAGCACAGUCAGCACAGGCUCACGGAGCAGUACGAGGACGAGUACAAGCAGUAAUUCGUCAGAACAAAGACUUCUGGGAUCAUCUUCGGGGCCAGUUGCUGAUGGGAUAGUCCGAAUGCAGCCCAAGUCUGAGCUCAAGUCGAGUGAGCUGAAGCCACUGAGCAAAGAAGAUUUGGGAGCACACAGCUACAGGUGUGAGGACUGUGGAAAGUGUAAGUGUAAGGAGUGCACUUAUCCAAGGACCCUCCCCUCAUGUUGGAUCUGUGACAAGCAGUGUCUUUGCUCAGCCCAGAACGUGGUUGAUUACGGGACUUGUGUUUGCUGUGUGAAGGGCCUCUUCUAUCACUGCUCUAAUGAUGACGAGGACAACUGUGCUGACAACCCCUGCUCCUGCAGUCAGUCACAUUGCUGCACUAGGUGGUCCGCCAUGGGUGUAGUGUCCCUCUUUCUGCCUUGCUUGUGGUGUUACCUACCAGCCAAGGGUUGUCUUAAGUUGUGCCAGGGCUGUUACGACCGGGUAAAUCGGCCUGGGUGCCGCUGCAAACACUCCAACACCGUUUGCUGCAAAGUUCCCAGCGUACCCCCCAGGAACUUUGAAAAGCCAACAUAGCAUCACUAGCCAGAAAUACUAAAGUAAUAAGGAUUAUUAUUUUAACGUACAUAUGCAACCAACUAAGCAGCUAUGGUCUUGGCACUGUAGUAGAAGGGUUGGGGAUGUACUUUGCUGUUUGCAGUGAAAUGCUUUUCUGUGUGUGUGCCAUCUUAACUGAUACGCUUGUUAGAAUCCAGCUAGUGGCAUACAGGGGGAAAAAAAGGGAUGCAGUACAUUGUGACCCACAUAUUGCAUAAGCUAAAGCAACACAGACACUCCUAGGCAACUCUAUUGUUCGUGAAUAGUACUUGCAAAAUUUGUAAAUUAGCAAAUGACUCCUUUUUUUUUCAUUGUUUUCUGCCAGAGAUAAUGUGCUAUAUUUUUGUAUAUACAAUAAUAUUUUCAACUGUGAAAAAUAAGUGCUGUCGUAAGACAUGGCACAGUCACAAAAUAUUAUACUAAUAUGUUGUACAUUCGGAAGAAUGUGAAUCAAUCAGUAUGUUUUUAGAUUGUAUUUUGUCUUACGGAAACCUUCUAUUACAAGACUUUGAUUUCCCUUUGGACUUCAUGUAUAUUGUACAGUUACAGUAAAAUCCAGCCUUUAUUUUCUAAUUUUUUCAACAUAUUGUUUAGUGUAAAGAAUAUUUAUUUGAAGUUUUAUUAUUUUAUAAAAAGAAAUAUUUAUUUUAAGAGGCAUCUUACAAAUGUCACCCCUUUUUAUGAGGACGUCAUAGUUGCUGCAAAUAAGGGGUGAAUGAUGCAUAUGUUCACUAUAAAAUAGAAAAUAUAUUAACGUUUGAAAUUAAACUGGGCUACUUGUCAUUUUUUCCCAUUUAUUGUUCUGAGUUGGGAGAAUCAAUACUUCUAAUUGCAAACUUCACGGUGCUAUAGUCACAGUGAGCCUAAUGUGAAACCGAAAAGAGAUUUUUUAAGUGUAUUCUUUUGUUCUUGUUUACUUCUUCACCUGAAAACAGUGCAGAAUUUUUGCUCCCUUCCUUUGCACAAAUGUCCCAUAGACUGUUCCUACAAGAGAAAAGGAAAAUGACCAUAGGAAAAUGCAUGAAUUCAUUCCAGACUAGGACUAAUAAGCACUGAAAGCUUGACCUAUUCUAUAAGUGAUGAGCUUUUGUGCUUCAAAUAGGAAAUAAGUAAUCAUUCACAAAAAAUGUUAGGCUUGCAUGGCUUUAAUCAGUAAGAGAGAGCAGGGAAAAAAUGUAAUUAAUACCGUCAAUGUAAAAAGCUUGCAGGAUUAUUUGUUAAAGUUAGAAGAAUAUGCCACAGGGAAUGAUAGAUCUGAAUGCAGUUCAGCCUUAUGUCAAACAUUUGCCUCACUUGUAAGAAGAAAGUUGCUUGAUUUGUCAUUUGUGGCAGUUACCUUCCACUGAGGUCAAAAUCCUUUCCCUGCCAAGUUUCCCACCGGAAGCCUAGAGAAUGAUUUACCUUUCUUUAUUAACAAACUAUCAUUUCCUGUUCUGAGCAUGUCUCUCCAAGUUUAGAGGUCUUAAUGUUUAAUUUUAUUUAUACAUUUCUUAAGCUGGCAUUUAAGAAUAGUUGUAAGUAUUUUUAAGCUGACGCUUAAAAAAGUCUCCCAGCCUUUUCUGAAGCCCCUCCAAGAUAAACAAGUUAUUGCUAAUAAAUUAAGAACUCACUAAAAGUUGAAAACCAGAGCAUUGAGUAAAUGUUCUGUCUUUUUGCCCCAUAAUUUUCAUCUCAGGUCUGGUAUUUGGAUGAUUUUACAUAGGUCUGUAGAACUCAGAAAUCUUACACUGUGUGUUUGUGCAUAUUGGUUAUCAAUCAUCAAGUGAAAUUAAAAAGUUCUUGUUCUCUUUC
Messenger RNA from Vidua macroura (Pin-tailed whydah), 3577 nucleotides. It is a transcript of the gene SPRY2, whose product is annotated as sprouty RTK signaling antagonist 2. The coding region runs from base 830 to 1765 and encodes 311 amino acids. The transcript is spliced from 2 exons. The record is from RefSeq and is a predicted model, not a curated record. Gene Ontology annotation, biological process: negative regulation of fibroblast growth factor receptor signaling pathway; negative regulation of Ras protein signal transduction; animal organ development. Lineage: Eukaryota; Metazoa; Chordata; Aves; Passeriformes; Viduidae. Gene Ontology annotation, cellular component: cytosol; membrane.